This is a messenger RNA of Hydra vulgaris (swiftwater hydra), 1371 nucleotides long. Its product is annotated as mitochondrial chaperone BCS1. Gene Ontology annotation, biological process: protein insertion into mitochondrial inner membrane from matrix; mitochondrial respiratory chain complex III assembly. Gene Ontology annotation, molecular function: ATP binding; ATP hydrolysis activity. Gene Ontology annotation, cellular component: mitochondrial inner membrane. Lineage: Eukaryota; Metazoa; Cnidaria; Hydrozoa; Anthoathecata; Hydridae. The record is from RefSeq and is a predicted model, not a curated record.
AUUUUUGUUACUUAGAUAUUAAAAUGCAAUUUGGAUUUGUUAUGUUUUAAAACUAUAAAAAAAAAAAUGACGAUAUCUGAAUUCCUACCUGCACUUGCUGAAAACCCAUAUUUUUCAGCAGGGUUUGGGCUUGUAGGUGUUGGAACUGGUUUAGCAAUAAUGCGCAAAGGAAUGCAAUUUGGAUUUGUUAUGUUUCGUCGCCAUUGCAUGGUUACUUUAGAAGUUACAAGUAAAGAUAAAAGUUAUGAAUGGUUACUACAAUGGAUGAUUCAGAAACAAGCAAAACAAACACAGCAUUUGAGUGUUUUUACAACAUUCCAACAGCAUGAAACUGGAAAAGUAAAUGCCCAGUUUGAUUUCACACCAAGCCCAGGCACACAUUUUAUAAAGUAUAAAAAAAACUGGCUUCGUAUUGAAAGACAAAGAGAUCAAGGAAUGAGAGAUCUUGCCAGUGGCUUGCCUUGGGAAACAGUGACAUUGACAUCGCUUGGUAGAAAUAAAGAAAUCUUUUACUCAAUGUUGCAUGAGGCAAAAGCACUAGCUUUGUCUAAACAAGAGGGAAAAACUGUUAUGUAUAUACCUAUGGGGCCUGAUUGGCGUCAGUUUGGUUUUCCUAGGCAGCAUCGGCCAAUUAGCUCAGUUAUUCUAGAUGAUGGUGUAUCUGAAAGAAUCCUAAAUGAUGUUAGGGAGUUUAUUUUAAAUAAAAAAUGGUAUAUAGAUCGAGGUAUUCCAUACCGUCGUGGCUACCUGUUAUAUGGACCACCUGGAUGUGGAAAAAGCAGCUUUAUAACAGCACUUGCUGGUGAACUGCAAUACAGUAUAUGUAUAAUGAAUCUUGGAGAUCGAACAUUAUCAGAUGAUCGUUUAACACAUUUAAUGAGUGUGGCGCCACAACAAAGUAUAAUUUUACUUGAAGACAUUGAUGCUGCUUUUAGCAAACGAGAUGAUGAUAAGAUGACUGGAAAUAAAGCUGCAGGCUAUUACCCAAAUUAUGUGACAUUCAGUGGUUUGUUAAACUGUCUUGAUGGAGUAGUAUCAACAGAAGAAAGACUUGUAUUUAUGACGACUAAUUACCUUGAACGACUUGACUCUGCACUUAUACGGCCUGGUCGAAUUGAUCUGAAACAGAUUAUUGAUAAAGCCUCUGUUUCACAAUUGAUACAAAUGUUUUUACGUUUUUAUCCACACAUGAAGCAUUCUGAUGCGGUCUUGUUUAGCAAAAUGGUCAGUGAAACAAAUCAAAAAUAUAGUGUAGCACAAAUCCAAGGAUAUUUAAUGCAGUUUAAACAAGAUGCAGUGGCCGCAUUAACUAAUGUUCAUACAUUAAAAAAUAUAUAAGUUUAUUAAAAAAUUUAAUAAACUAUGUUUAAA